Messenger RNA from Sphaerodactylus townsendi, 4656 nucleotides. Its product is annotated as dual specificity tyrosine-phosphorylation-regulated kinase 1B-like. Gene Ontology annotation, biological process: positive regulation of DNA-templated transcription; protein autophosphorylation; peptidyl-serine phosphorylation. NCBI's taxonomy places the organism in Eukaryota, Metazoa, Chordata, Lepidosauria, Squamata, Sphaerodactylidae. Gene Ontology annotation, cellular component: nucleus. Gene Ontology annotation, molecular function: ATP binding; protein serine/threonine/tyrosine kinase activity; protein serine/threonine kinase activity. The record is from RefSeq and is a predicted model, not a curated record.
UCCCCCCUCCUCCUUUCUCGCCCCGCUCGCUCACGUGGGCCUAGCCGUCGGGAGGGGGAGCGAGGGGUGCGCAUGCGCCGCCCGUCGGCCCGCGGAGGCGGUUUGUUGUGGUCGCCAUUUUUUGUUGCAUUACUGGGAAAUCCCGGCACCGGAGCAGCAGCCGCCGGCGGAGCACGCCCCUUGCGCUGGGGGUGGGGGCGCCCGCCCGCCCGUCUGCCGCGCCCCGCCCCCAGCGCGCUUCUUCUCAGCCCCGGCUUUCGAAACGCGCCGCGCGGGGCCGCCGCCGCCGCCUCAGGUGGCAGCAGCAACCCACAAUGCCAGCUGCCGCCCUGCAGCCAGGUUGCCUCUCUGGGCCGCUCUCUUCCUACUGAGACAAUCAUGUCGAGCCAGCACAGCCAUGCACCCUUCUCCAGCAUCCAGCCCAUGGCUGAGCAUCAGCAGAUCAUGCCGGACCUGGCCAUCCUGCAGAGAAGGAUCCCGCUCACUUUUCGGGACUCUGCUACAGCGCCACUGCGCAAGCUGUCUGUGGAUCUUAUCAAAACAUACAAACAUAUCAAUGAGGUCUAUUAUGCCAAGAAGAAGCGUCGAGCCCUGCAGGUCGCACCCGAGGACACCAGUACCAAAAAGGAACGGAAAGUGCACAACGAGGGCUACGAUGACGACAACUAUGAUUACAUCGUCCGCAACGGCGAGCGCUGGCUGGAGCGCUACGAAAUUGAUUCACUCAUUGGCAAGGGAUCCUUUGGGCAGGUGGUGAAGGCCUAUGACCAGCAGGCUCAGGAGUGGGUGGCCAUUAAGAUAAUCAAGAACAAGAAGGCAUUUCUGAGCCAGGCUCAGAUUGAGUUGCGGUUAUUAGAGCUCAUGAACCAGCACGACACUGAGAUGAAAUACUAUAUUGUGCACUUGAAGCGGCAUUUCAUGUUCCGGAGCCACCUGUGCCUGGUGUUUGAAUUGUUGUCCUAUAACCUCUAUGACCUGCUCCGAAACACCAACUUCCGCGGCGUGUCUCUCAACCUCACACGCAAGUUUGCCCAGCAGCUGUGCACCGCGCUGCUUUUCCUGGCGACUCCCGAGCUCAGCAUCAUCCACUGUGACCUUAAGCCUGAGAACAUCCUGCUCUGCAACCCCAAGCGCAGCGCCAUCAAGAUUGUGGACUUCGGCAGCUCCUGCCAGCUUGGCCAGCGGAUCUACCAGUACAUCCAGAGCCGAUUUUACCGCUCACCUGAAGUGCUACUGGGCAUGCCUUAUGAUCUGGCAAUUGACAUGUGGUCCUUAGGCUGCAUCCUUGUGGAGAUGCACACAGGAGAGCCGCUCUUCAGUGGUGCCAAUGAGGCGGACCAGAUGAGCCGGAUAGUGGAGGUGCUGGGGCUGCCGCCCCCUCACAUGUUGGAGCAGGCUCCGAAGGCUCGCAAAUACUUUGAAAAGCUGCCUGAGGGGGGCUGGGUCCUCCGGCGGGGCAAAGAUGGCAGGAAGGAUUAUAAGGUUCCAGGAACCCGACGGUUGCAUGAAGUUCUGGGGGUAGAGAGUGGGGGCCCAGGUGGGCGCCGUGCAGGAGAGCAGGGUCAUUCACCUUCCGACUACCUGAAGUUCAAGGACUUGGUGCUGCGCAUGCUGGACUAUGAACCGCGUAGCCGCAUCACCCCCUUCUACGCCCUGCAGCACAACUUCUUCAAGAAAACAGUCAAUUCCAGGGCAAUUCAACAUCGAAGGCCAGCACCUCGGCCUAGCUCAAGUAACGGAGUACUGUGCCAAUUAGACAGCACCACCAGCUCAGUGUCCAGCUCUGGCGGUUCCAGUGGCUCUUCCAAUGACAACCGUGGUUACCGUUACAGCAAUCGUUAUUAUGGCAGCAUGGGCACUGUGCAUGCAGACUGCGAGAUGCAGAGUCCCCAAGUCCCUUCUCAGCAGCAGAUGCGUCUCUGGGCCAGCGGCGACAACGAGAGUAUUCCUCACAUCUUACCUCACAAACCCACACCCAGCCAGGCCAUGCCAUGUUUCCCUCCGACCGGGCACCCCUCGUACCAGCGCCCUCCACUCCCGCUGUCUCCCCCGCUCCCCGAGGCCAUGGAGGUGUCCCUGGGCCCUCGCCACCUGGACUGCAACCCCACCGGCCUGGGCUCCUCAUCCUUGCACUUGGGCACCUCGGCCUUCCGGACUAGGACUGCUGGCGGCUCACGCCCUGAGGGACUUGGCCUCAACUACCCUCUCCGCGGGCGCGGGCACCGAGAAACGGAUGAGACUGCACUGAUGGGUGUCUGCGUGCCCCAGGGCACGGCUGCCAGCUCCUGAUGAUGGACUGGCCCGGCAGGCUAGGAGCCAGUGCCCGGCGAGAGCACUCCCUUGUUGCACCAGAGCCUGGACGGGCCAGGACUGACUGUGUAGGGCAGGGAACCAGUUGGCCACAGAGCGCUUCUCCACACAGGAGAGUUCAAAUGGGCCAGGACUUUUAACGGUGGGACGGGGUCAGGUUGCCUGGCUCGUGUGGCCAGCCUAGAGACCAGGUCCUGUUUGCUACCCGGGACCCCCCUGCUGCAAGUGGUAAGCAUUGUGUUGGGGGAGGGGAGGGGGGAAAACAGUACGGGGGGAAAGCAUGUGGAGCCAGCAUCCUCCCACCCUCACAGCCCGGAUGCCACUUCCCCUCUUUCUGGUCAGUUCUUUCUCUGACUCGUGUGGUUCCUCCUGGCCACUGCCACAAGCCUCCCCCCACCCCACCUCCCUCGAAUCACUCAGCGGCAGAUGGGCCUGACAGCCAUUCCCUUCCCUGGUGCGAGAGAUUUCAACACUCCUGUGUGCUUGGACGGACAGACAGACAGACUCCUGUGCACUACCUGGACUUGAUAGGCUUGGCGGCCUGUGUUGGUCCCAUGGGAAUUGCUGCUAAAAAAAACUCCCCCCUCCCCUCCCCCCGCUUGGAAAUAAAGGGUUGCCCCAACCAACGAUUGAAUGUUUAUGCUGACUCAUGUGCAGCCCUCUUGGACCUGCCUCUUGCUGUGUGUACAUGAGGGGGGAACAGUGCCUAGGUCCGUGCUCCGGCACAGUCGAGCUGUUUUAACCGCACGCGCUGCCUUUUCCCGAGCGAGGCGGCAAAGCGGGGGACCUGACCCGAGCCUGGACCGCGGCUGUGAACUUUUAAACUCUGCCUUACUUGAGCGCAUGCAUCUUUGCACGGGAUUCUGUCUGAGCUCAGGCUGUUUUCCUUAAGAUUCUGCUCUCUUGAGUAGGAAAAAGUGUGAAAACUGUGCAGAGGAUGUGGGGAAGUGACCCAGCCGUCCCUCUUUUUCUUCUCGUGUGAGGUUGGCCCCCUUCGCCCACUCGACUUGCCCCCACCGCCAUAACCGAUUUUUCACGUGAAUAUCAAAGUAUCCAAUUUGUACCGAACAGGCGAGGAACCGAAACACAAGAGAGCAAGACUGGGAGCCUCCUGCCGAACAGGUCUCCUCGUUCCACCUGCCGCUUAACGUUACUCGCUAGCUUACGUGGUGCCGCCUUUCCGUACAGCUUGGCAUGAGGGGCGUUAUCAGGCCAGGCUUUAUUAAUGCGCUUUCAUUAGUAGUGUGGCAUGCCCAUAUUCUUUUUCCUGUCGAGCAGGGCGGGUAAGCUCUUCCUUUCAGAAGGGUUUGAAGCACCCCGGGCGGCUCUACGUUGUCACACACACACACAAAAAAGGCGAGUUGCCGAUUUGCGCCGAGGCCUAAGGUCACCCGGGCGUCAGUGCGUGGUGGAACUGUUAAAUGCGGUCAGGACAAGGGCGAUGGUAAACCCUUUUGCUCUGGAACAGAUUGGCCACCAGGACUAGAACGAACUGUGAGUGCUGUCCAUUGUUCUCUAGAGGUAGGGCAUUUGGCCCCAGGCCCAGUUGCUGAUGGGGGAGAGGACAUCUGGGUGCAAGUGGCUGGGUCGCAGCUAGCUUACUCUCCAAGGAUUUGUGUCUUGUAUGCGAUCUGUCGAGUGCACGAUGUAUAUGCAUACUUAGUCCUACUAUGUCUGCACUACAAGUAGCAGGGAAUAAUUUGAUGCAGGGUGUCGGAUUCAGCGUCCUGAAAACCAUGUUUUGAUAAAGAAUAAGAAUGGCUAUAAGGACAGGCUGGGGUAGUGCAGGAAGUGUCUAACUCAGAGGGGUUUCCAUUGGCCAGAGAGUGGGGUUUCAGAUCCCUGGGGCUCUCCUUUCUGCUCACCCCGAUAACAGUAAUUCAGAACUGGGCUCGUAACCUGCAUAUUGUGAACAGCCUUUCCGGGUGCAGAUUUUGUUGCCCUUAACUGUACAGUAGACACAGUCUUAUAUGUGCCACCAAUGGAGGGGGGUGAAGGACAGCAUAGGGAUGAUGGAAUGGCACUGGUGCCCAGGUAGGAAGUGUAGGUCGGAGAGUCAGCAGUGGCUGUAAAUGGGCCUUUUAAAAAAAAUAUAUGGGAAAACUUUGUUUCAGAUACGAUGUUCAUUAGGCACUGGGCAAGGGAGCACCUGAUGUCCAUUAAGCACCACCCACGUUGUAAGCGCCGUAGUUUCUGGAAGCUGGCCAACCUUGGGUUCUGAAUGGAAUUAAGUUUGUGACGGUUUGAGCCAAAACCAAGGUCUCGCAAGGAAUUGCUUAACUCGGGAAUGUAUUCCAUUAGUUCUCUCUACCCAUUUAAAUUAUAAAUGCUGAGAAGCGAUGGUCA